This is a messenger RNA of Verticillium alfalfae VaMs.102, 372 nucleotides long. RefSeq lists its product with no specific name. The annotation marks the transcript as partial. NCBI's taxonomy places the organism in Eukaryota, Fungi, Ascomycota, Sordariomycetes, Glomerellales, Plectosphaerellaceae. The record is from RefSeq and is a predicted model, not a curated record. The transcript has 2 exons.
AACCUUUUGGAUCUUCGACAGUACGGAGAUUUCUCCCCUUCCAGCCCCGACUCGCCUUUGGUCGUCUCAAAGGCAACAGGUGCACCACGGCUCCCGCGGCCGUCAGCUUCGUCAGUGAUCAAGAUUUCAGCGUUCGGAAGUCUUUCCACAUCACCAACAACAUCCCCCCUCCCGCCCCUGCGCACGCCUAAGCAAAAACUCGAAUUCUUCCUGUUCGACGUUCUGUUUCAACAGACGCCUCCCGUCGACUCUACACCCGAUCAGCUGCCGCAUAGGACGCACUCGGAGCCUCUUCCUCUCGUCGAGGGAGAGUCGAGGAGAACUCGCCAGAUCGCUGAGGGAUCUGCCUGCUACCGCUUCCGGCCACCCUAG